AUGGCUUCGUGCGGCGGCCGGUUCGAGCAGUUCAUCGAAGAUGGGGAGAAAGACUUCGAGUCGUACGUCGAGCGGAUGGAACACUAUCUUCGAGCAACGAAGGUGAGCGAAGACUUGAAAGUCUCGGUCUUCGUAACGGCCAUCGGGAAGCAAGCGUACCGCACGUUGAAGACGCUGUUAACACCAGUGAAGCCAGAACAAAAGGACUAUGCGCAUCUGGUCGCGGUCCUCAGGGAGCAUUACGCUCCGAAGCCGAUGGUAAUCGCCGAGCGAUUCAGAUUCAACCGGAGGGCCCAGCUCGAGAAGGAAACGAUGGCGACAUACACGGUUGAGUUAAAAAGGCUCGCGGCCACCUGCGAGUUCGGGCAGUUCCUGGAUGAAGCACUCCGGGACCGUUUUGUCGCGGGGCUAAAGGACCAGGCAGCCCAAGCAGAGCUUCUAAAAAAGAAAACUCUAACUUUUUCGGCGGCAUGCGACAUUGCCAGAAGCAUUGAACUCGCACGAGCAGAGACCAAGAUAUUUCAGCCAGCAGCCUCUAAACAACUAGAGGUGAACGCCGUCCAACGUCUAGGCCCAAACAGGAACGUCGGAGCGGCUACCAGGAAGGCGACGAUGGAAGUCAACACUGAGAGGCCCGAGGCGUCAGGCUGUUUCCGCUGCGGAGCACCCCAUCACGCGUCAAGUUGCCCGUUUCGGAAGUACAAGUGCCGAGCGUGUAGAUGA
This is a messenger RNA of Ixodes scapularis (black-legged tick), 723 nucleotides long. RefSeq lists its product as uncharacterized. The transcript has a single exon. Bases 1 to 723 code for a protein of 240 amino acids. The record is from RefSeq and is a predicted model, not a curated record. Lineage: Eukaryota; Metazoa; Arthropoda; Arachnida; Ixodida; Ixodidae.